Messenger RNA from Mycena indigotica, 1080 nucleotides. RefSeq lists its product as uncharacterized. The transcript is spliced from 4 exons. The record is from RefSeq and is a predicted model, not a curated record. The coding region runs from base 40 to 1080 and encodes 346 amino acids. Lineage: Eukaryota; Fungi; Basidiomycota; Agaricomycetes; Agaricales; Mycenaceae.
CCUUUCCCUCACCAACAACGCGUCCUUUACUUGGUUCUCAUGAAGUUCCGCACCAGGAACCCCUUAUAUCUACGCGUAUCGCAACACCACGUAUUGCCACUCUAUCUUUACCUUGACGAACGCCAUGUGAGCUGGAUGUCCGAAACUGUCCUCCAACAUGUUCUCGCCGAUCUUCAACCCAAGAUUCUUCCCAAGCUAAGGGCAGAAGCAGACGUUCAUGCAGCCUCAGCCGCGUCAGCUAAGAAGCCCACAGUCGACACACAUCGAGGAGACUCGUACCAGUUCUGUUAUUUCAUAAGACGAACUGAGCAACACUCGGCGCUUAUCAAGACUCGCUACUUCACCGCUGCACCACCGCAAAGCAGAGCGCCUCCCCCGCACCAAGGAUCGAAGCGUAAAGGUCGCAAGGAAAGCGCACGUACAGCUCCAAACAAGCGGAGAAAGACGAAAGGAAAGGGAAAAGCGUCCGAUGAAGGCGAUGAUGCAGCAUUAUCUAGUGGUGGUGAAGAGGAUGCAGCACAGAGUAACUUGGAUGACGUUGAGAUGGAUGAUGUUGCUCCUAACGAAAUCGAGUCUACUCCAAUAGACAUUGACCAGGACGAUGACGAGGAGAAACCAAAACCAGCUUUAUCCUUAACUUAUCAAAACUUCAGCAUCUACGGACAGUGUCUUUGUGUGGUGGUCGAACCAUAUCCUCCAUUGCGAUCUUCUUCCAUCGCUCCAUCACGUGCCCCUUCUAUCGCCCCCGUCUUUGCGACUGCUCGCCAACAGAGUGUUGCUCCCACACCUAUAUCGGGAGGUUCUGCACAGAGAGCACGGACCCCGUUAUUUCUUCCUGACGAUGAAGACGAGCGAGAAGGAAGUGUUAUACCUCCGGAAAGCAAGUCGAGACAGUUACCUCCCGUUCCGCUGUUUAGCCCAGACGAUCCAGAGGAGGAAGACAAUGGAGGCAUGAUGGCAUUCAGUCAAGUAAUGACGAGCUAUAGCCACUUACCCGCAGGUAUGGUAGAGGAUGACGACGAACUAGACGGCGCCGUUUUCUUUGGCGAUGCAGAUGAGAUGAAGGAGUUAUAUGAUUAA